Messenger RNA from Cavia porcellus (domestic guinea pig), 1426 nucleotides. Its product is annotated as 17-beta-hydroxysteroid dehydrogenase type 3-like. Gene Ontology annotation, molecular function: oxidoreductase activity. Bases 34 to 1344 code for a protein of 436 amino acids. NCBI's taxonomy places the organism in Eukaryota, Metazoa, Chordata, Mammalia, Rodentia, Caviidae. The transcript has 10 exons. Gene Ontology annotation, cellular component: endoplasmic reticulum. The record is from RefSeq and is a predicted model, not a curated record.
CUGCAGGUCCCAGACUGCAGAGCAGGAGCUGCAAUGGAGUCCAAGUGGGACGCACUGAGUGCACUGGGGGCCAUCACGGCCGCCUGGCUGCUGCUGACGGGGACCUGGGGAGUGGCCCGCGCUGUGUACGUGUACCUGCUGCCCCAGGUCCGGAGGGGCAAUGCUUGGCUCCGGGCACAGGGAGCCUGGGCAGUGGUGACAGGAGCCACCAGCGGCAUUGGCAAGGCCUACGCACACGAGCUGGCCAGGAGGGGGCUGGACAUAGUCCUCAUCAGUAGAAGCCUCAGCAAGUUGGAGCAGGAGGCCAGGGAGAUUGAGCGCCUGCAUGGCAGGUCCACGCGCAUCAUCCAGGCCGACUUCACCGGGGGCUUGGAGAUCUACGGUGCCAUCGAGGCAGGACUGCGGGGCCUGGAGAUCGGAGUCCUGGUGAACAAUGUGGGCAUGGCAUAUGGAGGCCGUGGAGGAGUCUUUAGGAAGCUGCUGGACCUUGAGGACCUGGGCCAGAGCGUAUCAGAUAUCAUCAACUGCAACGCGAUGUCGGUGGCACAGGUCAGUCGGGCCAUGAGGGCCAUGUCCAGGGACAGUGCAGCUGCCACCACCCUGGGGGCGCGGGUGCCCUGGUCAGCCCCUGAGGGGACUGGGACACCACUUGCUGUGGUCAUGCUGGAUUCCCCAGCCCCCGCCUCCAGGCUGCCCAUUCCCGACCCUCCCCGUUUCCAAGUCUUCAGUCCAGGCUCACUUGGGGCUCUUCACCCUCCUGACUCAGCCUCAGGGCUGCUGGGAUUAUGGGCAUGCAGCACCAUGCCAGGUGCCAGUCUCCCGUCUCCCAACCCUUUGAGAGUAGGGCUCCUGCUAAGGGAGGGACAGUCACCCCGCCCCUUCUUCCCAGGGGCAGUGACCCCUUCCAAUGCCAUUCCCUGCUCCAGGGGCAAAGGUGUCAUCAUCAAUGUGUCGUCCCAGGCUGGCUGCAGAAGAGGCAUCCCACUUCGGGCCUUAUACUCAGCCACUAAGGCCUUUGUGCGAUUCUUCUCGGAGGCGGUGUGUGAAGAGUACCUUCCUCAGGGUAUCACCAUCCAGACCGUGAGCCCCAUGUUGGUCUCCACAAAUAUGACCCACAACCUGCCAACCGGGCUGCUUGUGAAGGACGCCGACGAGUUCGCCCGAGAGGCGCUGGACACGCUGGGCCUCUCCUCCCACGUCUCUGGUUGCUUGGGGCACGCAGUGCAGAGCUUCCUGCUGCCUUUUGGCCUGCUUAGGUGGUUUCUGCACAGUCGACAAGGAGUCAGUCUUCUGUCUGCAGGAAGCAAGUCCAACCUCCCUUCCCUUAAACCUCAGUCUACUUAGUGAAGAUGUUUCCAAAGGGUUGACUCUUACGUGGCUGUCAUAAUAAAAUACUUGUAGGAUGGAGCCCCUCAAUCUAUGUAAA